Messenger RNA from Spodoptera litura, 1026 nucleotides. The record is from RefSeq and is a predicted model, not a curated record. Lineage: Eukaryota; Metazoa; Arthropoda; Insecta; Lepidoptera; Noctuidae.
AUGAAUCAGUCAUCCAUUAAUAACGUCGAAGAACAUGCAAAGACGGAUAAUAAUGAAAAAGAAAAGAAAGACGAACCAUUGCUGCCUCACCCUAGGAAAUGGGACAUAGAGUGGAGAAAUCUGAUCUUAUUUAUCAUUUUCCACAUUGGAGCUGUUCGUGGAGUAUAUUUAUUAUUUACCGCCGCCAAGUGGCAAACAUGUCUCUUUACCUUGCUGUUGUAUAUCGCUACAUCUAUUGGCAUAACGGUUGGGGUCCACAGACUAUGGUCACACAAAACAUUCCAAGCCCGGCUGCCUCUGCGACUCAUACUGUUGUUCUUUUCCACGAUGGCAUUUCAGUUUUCAGUAGUGGCGUGGUCACGCCUUCAUCGUAUGCACCACAAGUACUUAGACACGGAUGCAGACCCCUAUAAUGCUAGGAGAGGCUUCAUCUACUCUCACUUUGGCUGGAUGCUGAUCAAAAAACAUCCGGAGUACAAAUUACGUAUAGUUGACAUGAGCGAUCUAUUGCAAGAUCCUUUACUACGAUUCCAGAACAACCAUUAUUGGGAAGUUCUAUUCAUUGCAUUCUUCCUAAUACCGACAUACAUACCCACUUUAUGGGGAGAACAAGCGAGCACAGCUUUCUAUACUUGUGUGUGUUUACGCUACAUAUGCGCACUCCAUGCGAUCUGGCUAAUCAACUCAGCAGCUCAUAUGUGGGGCACGAAACCGUAUGAUAAAAACAUGACACCAGUUGAAACUAGAAUUGUGGCAUUACUAGCCGCUGGAGAAGGAUUUCACAACUACCACCACGCUUUUCCAUGGGAUUAUAGGAUAGCUGAGUUCGGAGGUUACUCCCUCAACAUUGGCAAGUUGUUCAUUGAUAUCAUGGCUAAAAUCGGAUGGGCAUACAAUCUUAAAUCGGUACCAGAUGAGCUGAUUGAAAAACGGGUGAAGAGAACUGGUGACGGUACACACCCAAUUUGGGGCUGGGAUGACCCAGACUUACCAUUGGAAGAUAGAAAUAUGUCAAUCGUAAAAUAA